This is a messenger RNA of Eriocheir sinensis (Chinese mitten crab), 7550 nucleotides long. RefSeq names its product putative neural-cadherin 2. Gene Ontology annotation, biological process: homophilic cell-cell adhesion. The transcript has 26 exons. Gene Ontology annotation, cellular component: plasma membrane; catenin complex. The coding region runs from base 342 to 7355 and encodes 2337 amino acids. NCBI's taxonomy places the organism in Eukaryota, Metazoa, Arthropoda, Malacostraca, Decapoda, Varunidae. The record is from RefSeq and is a predicted model, not a curated record. Gene Ontology annotation, molecular function: cadherin binding; calcium ion binding.
UAUGUAUGAAUGUAUGUAUGUAUGUAUGUAUGUAUGACUGUAAAUACUUGAUGACCACACACCGAAAACCCUUACUAUUUUACUACCUUACUACUUUACUAUUGCUCUUUACUACCACCACCAUCAUUACCACCACCAUCACCACCACCAGUUACAAAUAAGAAAGUUAGCCACCGCUGCCUCGUAAAGCCAAACCGCGACCAGCAAACACAGACUAAGAACCUUCCUUAACCCCUACCACCACCACCACCACCACCACCACCACCAGCCAAAAGAUUAAGAAUACGAGAGUUACCGUUCCCACACAGACGUAGAUCCUUCACGCCGCUGUCAACUCAACGAUGGACCCCGCUAAUAUAUUCAAGAUCAUCACCAACAGCACGCUCCUGGCCACCCGCUUGCUCCCGUCCGGCCAGUCCUCCUCGCCGCUUGAGUUCUCGGCCGCCCGCUACUGCGCCGCCCUGCCCGAGGACUCCCCCCUGGCGGCGAGCGUUGCCACCGUAACCGCCACACACAAGAGCGGAGCUGAGGUACGGUACAGCAUCGCUGGCGGCAACAGGGAUGGACUCUUCACCAUCGACCAGCGCUCCGGCACCAUCACCCUCGCCGCCGCCCUGGACCACGAGCUGAGUGACCAGCACGAGUUGGUGGUCACGGCCGAGGGAGAGGGAGCCGCCGCCCGCGUCCUGGUGCUGGUACGGGUCGGUGACGUCAACGAUAACCCUCCAGAGUUUGUACGUCCCGCGCCUCGCCUCACCGUGAUCGAGGAGGACGACAGAGACCUUCCAGCCACUAUUACGAGGGUGGAGGUGACGGACGCGGACAGCAGCGACGCGGGGAGGCUGGUGUUCCGACUGAGCGGCGACGGUGUGGACAACCAGGCCGAGGGGGAUGAGUUCUUCACUGUCAACGCCCGCACCGGAGACCUCAUCCAACUGCGGGCGUUGGACCGAGACCCACCGCAGGGGAGGGCCGUCUGGAGGCUGCGGGUGGAGGUGCGGGACGGACAGGGACACGGCGAAGGUCAGGAGGCACCACCGCCCAUUCUGCCUCACCCACGCCCGCCUCACGUCCACCGCCAGGCAUCGUGGGGGCACCAGGACCCUGAAAACCCCAAUCCUACAGAGAUAGGGCCGAGGAACCUCUUUAGUGGCGGUGGCGAGGCGGUGGGAAAGACAGAGUAUAAGAGGCAAGCUCCUAUUGGGCCCGGAAGAAAGGAGAAACACCGCCUAUCGCCCCGAAGCACCGCCAAAGAGGACGUUUCCCUAGCAACGAGCGGAAACAGUUUGAUUACCGCAGAAGGAAGGGCACAAAGGAUAACCGCCGCGCGAGGACCCAGAACGCUGAAAAAGAGUAGAAGGUGGAAUCAAGUAGCGGAGGAGGCGAUUAUGAGACCCUCCAGCAACGGGGAAGUGACGACUGGGGAUUUUUCUCAGACGGGGACACGGAAGGAGAUCAGGAAAUUAGCCGCGUUCAGACCAGAGGAAAAACCCUUCCCUGAGGACAAAGCUUGGUAUAGACGCCAGGCAGGAGGUGAGGCUUUUACCACUGCACCAAAAGCCCGAAUUCUGCAGGCCACUGAGCUUUUGGGAGACGGAGAAUACCAAAAUACCAACCACUCCUUGAUACCAUACUCCAGCAAGGUGGCGCUGCAUAACCCAUUUCCAUAUCUCCAGCCACACACCACCACCAGUACCACCGGCGCCACAGGUCCUCAUCAUCGCGGGAAACAACACUGGGUCCACUCCUCGCAUUUACAUAUGAAAAACAAAUCAGACUCCACCACCUUGCCACUUCAAGACGACGCCAAAAACGGGUGUGAGGCACGGAGCAACCACGUGGGAGCGGCCCCUCAUGACUUGCAAAUGAGGGACGUAAGCGCCUCCAGAGAGCCGCGUUUCGUAAAGUAUUACCUACGUGACACUUCUUACGGGGCGGGGAAGCAACAGGACGAGUCGCGAGGAGUCCGCCGCCGACGACAAACACGGCAACAGCAGCUUCACCGAGAACAAGGGACAACUCUCACCACAACAGCAAACAAAGCGACGGGUAGCGGAGAUUUAGACCCCAGAUUUAGGAUGCCGGUGGGUAAUGCGAGCCUUGUUUUACCAUCUCCUUAUGCUAAUGACCCACCUGGACCUUAUGGCACCCUCAACAGCGACCCUAAGCCAAGAAUCAAAGGUCGGGUACUGCAUGGUCCACGCCUCACCGCCUGGACGGACUCUCAUAGACCUUACGACCCCCUCACCAGCGACACUAAGGCAAAAAUCAAAGGCCGCCUCGCUGACAGGACAGAAGGACCAAGGACGGCGCUGAAUACUGACCCCGGAUCAACGAGUACCAUAAAAGCUUCACCGCGGCGCAAAAGGGAAACUUUUGACACCUCCUCGAGUGAAUUCAGAUCCUCCGUGAAUAGCCUCAAGCAAGAAGAUCCUUUCACUGAGGUUUUGAUGCCCGGCUCACACGACAACCCCGAUUCUGAGCCUCUUGAUGCAGCUCCCGAAAUCUCCUCCGCAAAUCUACUUUCCGGCUACAAGACCACUACGCGGAGAGCCAACCAGGAGACCACGAGAACCUUGCUGAUGGAGGAGAGCUUGUGCGAGGAAGUGGGAACGCCUGGCCAGACCGCGGUCAAUACGAGUGGAGGUGACGAGGGUGCUGUAGCUGGGCGUGAGAAUACCGUGCACGUGGUGGAGACGGUGGUGACGGUGGUGGUGAAGGACAUCAACGACAACUCCCCGGUCUUCCCCAACACCACCAUGCUGGGACAUGUCAAAGAAAACGGACCUGCGGGCGAGGCGGUGGUGGUGGUAUCGGCGUGGGAUGCGGACGAUGCCGCCGACGGGAGCAACGCGCGCCUCACCUACGCCAUCGAGAAGAACGUGGUUGACGAGGGCUCCAGCGCCGCGAUCUUCCUGAUGGAGCCGCACACGGGCCUGGUGAGGACGGCGCGAUGCUGCCUCGACCGGGAGACCACACCAGAGUACCAGAUCCAGGUGGUGGCCUCAGACGGCGGGGGUCUCAAGGGUACCGGGACAGUCGUGGUGCGUGUGGCCGACGAGAACGACAACUCCCCCCGCCUGGCACGUCGUCUCUGGGAGCUGGAGGUGGAGGAGACGCCCCUCGCCGCCCCGCCGCCCAACACCACCCUGCUGGAGCUGACCGCCGCCGACAGGGACGUGCGCAACACCUUCCUCUACAGAGUAGUGCCGGGCAGCGGACACGGUUGGGAGAACUUCGGGGUGCGUUCCGUGGGCGCCUCGGGUCAGCUCUUCGCCCUCAAGAGCCUCGACUACGAGCAGGAGACGCAUCGACGAGGCUUCCGGUUCAUGGUGCAGGUGACCGACCAGGGCCCCCGCGGCUGGGAGGACCUCAACCACCUGGACUCGGCCUGGGUCACCGUCAAGCUGCGGGACGUGAACGACAACCCGCCGCUCUUUGCACGCCCGCACGCCCACGUCACGGUGAGGGAGGACACCGCGCCCGGCACCUCCCUUGCCGCCCUGCUAGCCCGCGACCCCGAUGCCGGCGGGACACAGGGCGUCGACUACCGUGUGGAGGGUGGCGGGGACGCCUUCUCUGUGGACGGGGACGGCGGCGUCAGUCUGAUGCGGCAGCUGGACCGCGAGGCGCCCGGCGGGGACGAGGUUGUGGUGCUGGUGGUGGCCGUGGACCGCGGCAGCCCGGCUCUCUCCGCCACCGCCACGCUCGCCGUCACCGUCACGGACGUCAACGACUGCCCGCCCUACAUCACACCGCCCACCCUCCUGCACGUGACGGAGGGCGCCCCGCCUACCAGGCUGGGGGUGCUGAAGGUGACCGACCCCGACGUGUGGGCGCUGGGCCACGGGCCGCCUUUCACCCUCUCCCUGGCGCCCUCGAACCCCGCCCACGUCUUCUCCAUGAUCAGCCUGAAGUUCGACUUACGCCUGGACAGCGGGCGCGGCGGGGCGGAGCUGUGGACGUCAGGGCCAUUGGACAGGGAAGAUCACCGGCAGCUGAGCGUGGCCGUGCUGGUGUCCGACGCGCAGGGCCUCGCCGCCACCCACCGCCUCACUGUGCUGGUGGACGACCUCAACGACAACCCCAUGAAGCCCGCGGCCAAGACUGUGUACCUGUGGAAGACUCAGGGCGGCGGGUCUGACGCUCCGCUGGGCCGGGUCUUCGUGGAGGACCCGGAUGACUGGGAUCUAGACGACAAGGAGUUCGAGUGGUCGGGGCCGCCACACCCGCUCUUCACCCUCAGACCCGAUGGUGCUCUUUUCGCCUCCAGUCAGACCCGGGAAGGCAGGUACGACCUCCGCUUCUCCGUUAGUGACCGCGCGUGGCGUCAGCGGGGCGUAGCGGCGAACGUGACGGUGGUGGUGCGGCUCCUCACGCCCGAGGCUCUGGCCCACGCGGCGCCGCUCGCCCUCACGCCCACCACGCCCGCGGACCUCACGCGCGGCUGGUCUCCCUCGGAGGGCGGAGGACGGCUGGGGGCGCUACUGAAGGAGGUGGUGGCCGUGCUGGAGGAGCGAGACGUGGAAGUGGAGGUUGUGAGUGUGUACGGUGGAUGCUCGGCUGCCCCGCCACCCUCACACCCCAGGGCCACCGCCGCAGCCACGCCUCCCGCCCCCGCCAACCCUGCGUCGCCCUCCACCUGCGUCUGGGUCAGCGCUAAGGACUCACGCGGCACCUACCUCGACCCCGUCAAGAUUCAGGGGCUUCUUACGCUUCACACCCGUCAGAUAAUGGCAGCGACCAACCUUACCGUCACCGCCCAGCCGCCGCCCCCCGCCGCCCACACACUCCCUGGCAGAGGCACCGACGCCCACGUGCACUCCGUCACCUCCCUCGCCUCCACCAGUCCCCCGCUGCAGGUCGUGGACACCAACGCCACCUCCCUCGUCACCCCGCGCCUCACCCACGCCGCGCCCUGCCACGCCCUCACACCGGACCUCCCCGCGCCCUCCACGUGUCUCAACGGCGGCCGCUUCUUCAGGGGUGCCGAUGGAAGAGACAGGUGCGUGUGCCCGGGGAGGACGUGGGGCGCGCGGUGCAAGGUGCUGAGCCGUACCUUCUGGGGCUCCGGCUGGGCUUGGCUACGCCCGCUGCCGCCGUGCCUGCCGCUCACCCUCUCGCUGCACCUCCUGACGCGCCACCCCCACGGCCUCCUGCUCUAUGCCGGGCCCUUGUCGCCCUCCCUGCACAAGGCCACACCCGCCCCCAUGGUCGCCCUGCAACUGGUGGACGGGCGGCCCCAAGCUCUGGUGGAGACGGCUGGCGGCGCCCUCAAGCUGCAGGUGAACAAGUCCUUGCACGACGGCCACUGGCACAGCUUGCACCUCAUCCUCGACCACCAGAGCGCGGUGCUAAUGGUGGACCGAUGUGGACGUGGGUGGGGAGGCACGGUGCAGGGCGACGCCCACUGCCUGGCGCGAGGACGGUGGCGCGUCCCUCAGCCGGGCGGUGCAUGGCUGAGCUCAGCGCCUCUCCAGGUGGGCGGCUUUGCCCAUCUCCCUCCGCUUCCAGAGGAGCACGGGUGGCGCGAGGCUCCCACCCACCACCACCUCAACGGCUGCCUCGCGCGCCUCACCAUCAGUACCCAGUUAACUGAUCUUGGGGAGCCUGCCUACACCCAUGCCAGCGUGGGGGGCUGCCGCCCGCAAGACACAGCCUGCCCGAGAAGCUGUGGCGUGAGGGGACAUUGUAUUGGUGGCUUGGAACAUCCACAAUGUGAGUGUGACUCAGGCCUAAUGGGACCAGAAUGUAGCUCACCCACCGUGCCUGCCCGCCUAGGGGCAGCAUCCUACAUGAAGGUGGCGCUGUCCUUCACCCCGGCGCCGCAGGUACUGAGGCUGCAAGUCAGAGUCAGAAUGCGCGGUGCCCGCACCGGCCUGCUGCUGCACCUGGCCUCCCACCACCGCGCCUCCGCCUUCACUCUGCACAUGCAGGCGGGCGUGGCGUGCGCCUCGGUUUCGGGCACCGGCUGGGCGACGCGGAGGGCGUGUGUGUCGCAGCGGCCGCUCGGGGACGGCGUGUGGCACACCGUCGUGGCGGAGCGUCACGGCCACAACCUGUGGGUGAGCGUGGACGACGGGGACGGCUGGAGCUACAACGAGACUCUGGAGUCCCUGGAGACACUCGGCGGGGCGAGACCCCCACCGCCUCUCCUGGUGGACAAACACGACGGUUUGACGGUGGGCGGCCUGCCGGAGUUUACAGGAGUGAACCUGGUGACGGUGCACAACGACCUGCAGAACGCCUGCCUGGACGACAUCAGAGUGUCGCACCACCAACUCCCGCUGCCACCGGCUGUGAACGGCACCCCCUGGGGCCAGGUGACCACCCAGCAGCACCUGCUGCAGGGGUGUCAUCCCCCUGGGAACCCGUGUGCCAACACUACCUGCGCGGCACCGCUCUCCUGCCGCGCUGUUUGGGACCAGCCCUCCUGCAGCUGCGGCCCCGGCACGCAGCUGGUGGACGGUGCGUGUGAGGACGUGGACGAGUGCCUGUGGCGGCCCUGCCUGCAUGGCGGCUCCUGCCUCAACCUGCGGCCUGGAUACCUGUGCGUGUGUGGGCCGGGCCACCUGGGCGACCACUGUCAGUGGUCAGAGUUAGCCUCGAAUGGCCACCCAUUGGCGGCCCCGGCUGCCAUCGCGGCCAUCACCGUGUCCAUCCUGGUGCUGGUGGUCCUGGGCGUUGUGCUGUCUCUGAGGCUGCACCGACUGCGAGGGGCGCAGGGACCGCAAGCAGGAGCGGAGAAAGGUGACAUCCAGAGCGUGAGGGGCACGACAAUAGACAGCAGUGAGGGGGAGAGGGUUGGGAAAACAGGUGUUCGGGAGGACUCGAGCGACACCUUGGUGGAGCUGCUCAAGCUGAGGGUGUCGAGGGAACCGUCAGACCACCAAAGGGAAGGUUCAGUGUCGCUGCACGAGUGGGACAGCUGCGGCAGCCUUGGUUCAGUGACAUUCAUGGAGACUAAGCUGCCCCUCGCUGCCCUGCAUUCCGAGGACCCACAUAAGUGUGCCUGCGAGGGAGUCGUUCCCCUCUCAAGACAUUCCUCUUCCCCUGUGUCAGCGUUGCGGACAUGCCUGGACCUACAUCCGAGCAGCCGUCCAGCCUCAGGGCCCUUGGAGGUGUCUGACCUUCUACAUAACCUUCCUCCUGUGCCUUGCCCCGCCAGCCCCCACGCAGGGCUCCACAGUGCUGGGGGUUACAGAAGACCAAGCCUGCGUGGGCGGGCAGAUACCGAAGAAGACGAGGUACUGGAGCAUCACUGUACGCCUUGCACCUCACCUUCAAGAGGUAGAUCCCUCUCACGUAACCUUGCUUAUGUCUUUAACGUAGAGAGGUCUUACUUGUGUCAAUGACAGUUAGGAGUCACAACCAUGCCAUGCUUAACGCUAACAAUCCUUCUCAGGCAGAGACUUGUCCUCUUUCUUUCCUUCUUACCCCAAACUGUGGAUGACUGGUGAGCCGGGCCUUGGUGUUUGUGGAGUACAUCAUUAUCAUUGUUGUUGCUGUUCUUGGUUUUACUGAUGUCAUCAUCGUCGUCACAACAAGAG